AUGUCGCAUGAGGUCGGAACACCUAGAAUCAAAAACGACGAUCUAAUCCCCGGAGAUAUCAGCUUCACCCCGGACUUAAGAAUCGGCCCGGAUCAACUUCCCUCCGUCAAUUUUUCUUUUUCAUAUCUCGAAUCCAACAGCCAGACUAAGGUGUUUAACGGCGAGAGUCUUGAUCACACAAAAUGGCAACAACUUCUCAACCCCCCUUCGGUUUACAUCCCAUCACAAUCUGUCCACAUCUCGCAAAUUCGUUCCUCGUCGCCCACGAAUCCAGGUCUUGCGCCUCAUGAAAUCUCUUUCCUCCGUCUCCUAGAUGCAGUCACCAAUGGCUCUCAAAUGGAGAUCUCAUACACCGGAACUGUGCUGGUUUACAAGCCGGGCUUGAUCACCGGCAGCAUGGCCGGUACUGGAGCCAGCGGCGGCAUGAUCACCUACGAGAUUCCGUCAAACUGUAACCGCGGUCUCAGUUACUUCCUGAUCCCUCUCUGUCUGCUGGCCCCAUUCGCCAAAGCACCCAUGAAGGUGCUCUUCACAGGGCCCGGUGUGAUCACUUCGUCGACACAGACCGGCGAUAUGUCUGUCGACAGCGUUCGCACUGCCAUUCUCCCUCUGUACAAACAAUUUGGUAUCUGGAACAACCUCGAGCUCCGUAUCUUGAGGCGAUCAAACACCGGCCCCACUGGUAGGGGUGGUGGUGGUGAAGUGCAACUUGUGUUUGGCCACCAAGUCCGUCUGCCGAAGACCCUGCACUUGAUGAACGCCGGCCGCAUCAAGCGCAUCCGUGGUGUUGUGUACUCGGUUGGUGUCUCCGGCUCGAACAACGCUCGUAUGAUUGAGACCGCCCGUGGUAUCCUCAACCCACUCAGCCCUGAUACUUAUAUCUUCUCCGACGUUGCGUCUGCGCCUUUGGUAUCAGCUCCGGAUAAGACCAAUCCCCAGGCGAAGAAGAAGAUCGGUCUUGGGUUCGGUUUAUCCUUGGUAGCGGAGUCUUCCACGGGCUGCCUCUUCUCAGCUGAUGUGGCCUCUCCGCCAUCGGGUGGUCAAGCCCCUGAGGAUGUUGGAAAGCAGUGUGCAUUCCAGCUUCUGGAGACGGUUUCGAAGGGAGGUUGUGUGGCUCCUGCGGCUGCGACGACGAUGUUCACACUCAUGACCAUGGGCUCGGAGGAUGUUGGGCGGUUACAGGUUGGCCGAGAUGUGAUUGCUGAUCCCAACGUGAUCCAGCUUGCCCGAGACCUGUCCAAGUUCGGUGCCCCUGGCUGGGGUAUCCGAGAUGCACCUGACAAUGGAGAUGGUGAUGUGAUUGUCAGCAUUGUCGGCCGUGGAAUCGGUAACUCUACCAUUACUCUGAAGACCGUUCUUGCCAAUCCGGAAGUCUCGCCUCAGCAGUUCACUCCUUCCCAGCAGAAGGAACCACGUGGUAGUCCAUCAGAUGCCGUUGACGUCGCGGGUUUCUGGCCAUCUGCCCAGCGCCAGUGUACUCCGAGAAACCCCGACGUUCUAAGGCUGUCGAACAUGAAUUCGACCUAUCGCUCCACAGCGACAUAG
Penicillium vulpinum is the source of this 1545-nucleotide messenger RNA. Its product is annotated as RNA 3'-terminal phosphate cyclase-like protein. Gene Ontology annotation, biological process: ribosome biogenesis; endonucleolytic cleavage of tricistronic rRNA transcript (SSU-rRNA, 5.8S rRNA, LSU-rRNA). The transcript has 3 exons. Bases 1 to 1545 code for a protein of 514 amino acids. The record is from RefSeq and is a predicted model, not a curated record. NCBI's taxonomy places the organism in Eukaryota, Fungi, Ascomycota, Eurotiomycetes, Eurotiales, Aspergillaceae. Gene Ontology annotation, molecular function: RNA endonuclease activity. Gene Ontology annotation, cellular component: nucleolus.